Messenger RNA from Culex pipiens pallens (northern house mosquito), 2173 nucleotides. RefSeq lists its product as uncharacterized. The record is from RefSeq and is a predicted model, not a curated record. Bases 347 to 1879 code for a protein of 510 amino acids. The transcript has 2 exons. Lineage: Eukaryota; Metazoa; Arthropoda; Insecta; Diptera; Culicidae.
AAUUUCUUCAGUUGUGUUGUGAGCGUCGGUCCGUUUGGUCGUAAAGUUGUUAUCCUCGUGCGUGCGUUAUUUUUUUGAAUUUCUGGCUGUCCCCGUGUGUGUUGCCAAAGCAAAAAAAGAAGUAAGAAGCAAAAGUUCGUUGCGCGUUUGGUUCGUGAAAAUUGUCUCGAAAAGUGUGAUAACUGUGGGAAAGUGUCGCCGUGUAAAUUGUUUGUCAGAUUUGCCGUAAACAAAAAGGAUUACCUGCAGCAGAAAAGCCGGAUAGCUUGCUUGAAAGAGAAUUUUCAACCCGAAAAGGUCGCAGCAUAAAUCGAGAUCUUCCAUCAGCUAAAAACACGCACACGCCAUGUCACUGCAGGUCCAGUCGAGCCAACCGGCAGCCGCUCCGUCCGGUCGCCGUACACCACAGGUGUACCAAAAUCUGGUGGCCACCCCACCGGCGGCUCCGGCCAGCGCCACCCCAACUCCGCCCACCAACGGCAACAGCACCAGCAAUAAAUCUUCAUCAGGGAACAAGCUCUCGCUGAAGGGUUCCUCCAGUGGCAAGUCCAGCCCGGCGGCUUCUUCGGGCAAAGCCAGCCCGGCACCAACUCAACCAACCGUGACGGUCACACCGGCUACGCCGCAGUCCGCACCCGUCGUGGCCAUCGUCGAUCUGGUUAGCGACGAAAAGGUGGCGUCGCCAGCGAAGGCCACCGCUGAGAAGAAGGAAGUCACCAAUGGCAAGGACACGAACGGCAAGCACGAGGAGGCGGUGAAGGAAUCUCCGCGCAAGGAGACCAAGGCCAGCCCGAAGGCUAGCCCGAGAGCGACUCCGCAGAAGAGCAUCCCGGUGGAGCAGGUCAAGACGCCGGAGACGGUUUCGCCGAAGAAGCCUGCCGCUUCUGCUGCAAAGGAGGUUAAGGAAGCCGCGCCGGAACCCGCAAAAAAGAAGGUGGACAACUCGUUGGUCGGAGAGAAGACCCUCAAAGGGUUCACCGCCGAAGGAGACGAGAUGGAGUCGCUGGUUGUGGAACCGUCCGAGUACGAGGAUUCGCCAAUGCCACCCCGCACCGGUGGAAAGUCCAAGCUGCUGAAGGGAGGCCCCCCAACCCGGGCUCGAAUCAGUCCCUUCCGGGUGGCACAGGAAGCGGUGGCCGUAGCCAACGCUAGCACUGUGGUCAACCUGAGCACCGUCAGCGAGGGACAGCACGCUGAGUCGAACGAAUCCUCCCCGGCGGUUGACUUCAACCGGCCACUGCGCGCCAUUUCCGGCCGUCGCUCGACGCGUCCCCUGACCGAUAUUCAGUUCUCGUACCGCAAGCCGACAGCCGAUCUGAACGACUCCUCGUCCAGCUUGAACGUCACCGUCGGUUCGGAGAUCCACAACGACAGCCUGCGCACCCCCGCCGGCUCGUCCCGCAAGCGCAAGGCCAUGACCCCGGAAUCGACCUCCGACGCGCUGGACGUUAAGGAACACACCGACAGCCCCAAACGCACCCGGCUCGACUUUAGCGGCUUCCUCGGAAUCGUCGCCAGCCCGGUCACCAUGCUGAAGAACCGCUUCUCCCGGGUCCGACUCCACGCCAGCACGCCCGUCGCCAAACGCAGCUUCGAAACCGAGGAGGACCUCGUCGGCAAGGUCGUCACGGCUGAAGCCACCACGACCACGGCCAACAUCUCCGGUGGAGCCGCCGCUGACAACAAAAUGGAAGUCGAACCGGCAGCGGAAACCGCCGACAAGACCGAGCAGAAACCGGAGGAAUCCAGCACCACGAUCAAGGAAGGCCAAACCGACGUCCCCGCCAGCGAAGAUGCCUCCACCGCCGAAGAGGCCAAAGAGGACUCGGUCGAGGUCAAAGACGUCACCGACAAGCAGCGGCGUUGUGUCAUCAUGUAAAGUGACCCAUUUUGUAUUGUAAUUUUACUCUCUCUCUUCUUUUAAUUUGCCCCCCACCACACCCUUUAUUUCGAUGCAAGUGUUGCAUUUUUUCCGCAACUCCCGAAUGCUGUGAGGGCGCACCUUAAAAAAACACUACUUUUUAAUGUUUUGUAAGUCCAGCACACCAUAAAAAAGCGGGGUGGUAUAAAGAAGAACCGAACGCGCGUUCUUCGACCGAUUACAAAUAAAGCAAAAAUGUGUAUUUUAAAAAUAUCCGGCAAAACCGCGUCGCUCUGAAAUCUUUUUUACAAA